Messenger RNA from Bolinopsis microptera, 2771 nucleotides. RefSeq lists its product as uncharacterized. The record is from RefSeq and is a predicted model, not a curated record. Gene Ontology annotation, cellular component: membrane. NCBI's taxonomy places the organism in Eukaryota, Metazoa, Ctenophora, Tentaculata, Lobata, Bolinopsidae. The coding region runs from base 252 to 2303 and encodes 683 amino acids. The transcript has 9 exons.
AGAUCAGCGACUGGUCCCAAUUAGGUAUGAAGUUAAUAACAUUGGUGUUGAUCACCUUACUGGGUACUGUCUCCUGUCAAAGUACUCAAACAACCUGCAAGACAUGCGCAAAUAUGGACUGGUCCGACUCAACGAUGUUCCAAAAUGGGAUUAAAUAUGAAGAUUGGGAUCCGAGUGUGAUGCCCGAUGAACAUAAAAAUGUUGAAGGAUUCGGUAAGUGUUAAGCAAAGUUAUUCCUGUGUGAAUCAGGAAUGACUCAAUGCGGAUCUAUUCACUGGGAAAUGAGUGUGAAGAACGAAGAAGGUGGAACUGUAACUACCUUUGAAAGGGUAAAAAUAAGCAUGCUUGGCUGUUUGCCGAUGGACUCGAUGGCCACGUGCGACACAUACAUGCCUCAUUUCGUUGUUCCUGAGGGCGGAAAGAAUUCAAACUGUGUGAUAGAAAAAUGCGAUGAACCAUUGGUUGACAAUUGUGUAGAACAUGAUAGAUCGGAUAAGGAAUAUGUAUAUAAGAAAGACGACGAUAAAGACGAUGAGAAAGAUGAAGAGCCAAUCACGAGUUGUCCACACUGUGGGGAAGUGGACUUCUCUUCUGCUACAUUUUACGAUGGUGAAGGAACUGAACAGCAAAUGCCUGAAGUAGAUGUUGAGUGGAAAAAAGUCACUGGAUAUGCACUUUGUUCCGGCAGCGAUACCGUAGAACCAAAAGAGUGCGUUGCUUCAGGUUGGAGACCGAAUGUAUGCGCCAGAUUUCACUUCACAAUGGGAAUUAAAGGAGAAGACACAAACGGAGAUAAAUACGCGUUUGAAGGAACAAAAUUAGAAAUUAGGGAUUGCUUGCCUGAAGGAACUACCUGUGCGGACGUUACUGCAAAAAUUGAGAAUAUCGCGAAGGAAGGCGGCAUGGAUUUCACUUAUUCAGACUGCGAACUAGAAAUAUGCGACCGUGACGGAGAGAAUUGUAAGGUACAGGACGAUUCUCCUAAAGCAGGAGAGUGCCAUUUCCCUGAUCUCAUUUGGGGUGGGUACAAAGUCUUGGAGGGUGAGCACGAAGGAGAAAAGUAUGCCAUGUACAUGUGUCACCCACCCUUUGUAAUGACACCAAACAGGCAUUCCUUCAAGGGAUACAUGGAUGCUUACAGCAAAACUCCCAGUGAAGCAUACAUGGACAUGGCCUACACUGCUGGCUGUUAUGAAGGAUAUGCAUAUGUUCCAGAAUGCAUGGAACCCAUUGAAGGAGGCCAUUGUGGUAUUCCUAUUUACAUUGAGAACGGCCAUGCAGUUGAAGUUAUGAUGAAAGAUGAUGAAGACAAAUGGGACAAAAUGGACGAAGAUAAAGAAGGAGAUAAACCCAGUCCCAAUGCGUUUGCAUUUAAGUUUAACAUGGAUGUCGACUCAGGCUCUCAAGGCUCUGAGUACAUGGAAGAUGAGAGUAAGAUGAGUGAAGAAGAGUGGAAGUUCAUGUCAAUGAUGCCAAGGGGAGCUAGAUACGAGUGUGACGCUGACUAUGUGAUGCACCAUACCGUCAAGAAGGACUGGGGCUGGUGUCGACCAGACGGUUCUUUUGAGGUACCCCGAUGUGAGCACAAGGACACCUUUUACAAUUUAGAGUUCAGGCUCAAUAGUGGAGGUGAGAAAAAACUAGCUGGAAACGGCGGGAUUGUUCAAGCUAGGAUGAUAAUGGAAAAUGGAGAUGUAGGAGAUUGGGAGUACGCCUGUAACGAUGGUUUUAAUGACAAUGCAGCCGGAGCUAUUUGCAGAACUCUCGGAUUUAAGACUGGAGCUAAAAUACCCUCUUCCAAAAAGAUGGAUAUGAGUUUGGAUUCGAUGAGUAAUGGUGGUUUUGGAUGGACACACUUCAGUUGUGAUCACGACGACACACUUCCACAAAGUAUGGGUUGUCGGGCAAUAAAAUACGAAGAAGUUAAACAGUCGAAGGAACAUGCAAUGAAAUGGCACUGCUUUGAUUUUGAAAAAAUGGCAGUGAGAUGUUUCGACCACAGAAUGUUCAACGUGGAAGUGGAUUUGGAAAUGUCUAAGAGGAGGGCCACAUGUGGUGUUCAGGCACAGAAAAAAGAAGUCCACAUGCAACUGAACCAUCUGGGCGAAGAAGUAAGUGUGACGUGGAUGUUGGACGAUGUGGAGACAGAGUUACCCACCAAAUCCAACAAAAGGAGAGGAUUCAUGGUCAGGGGUAAAGAUCUCAACAAUAAGGAUUUUAAGUGCAUAGGAUGCCAGAUUCAUAUGGGAAGAGACAAGGUCUUGUUAGGAGAAGCCAAGGUCUGCGAGGAGGACUCCGACUAGAAACAUGAACUCGCCAUCUCAUGGUGACGUCUUGAGGACUUGAUCGGACUGUUUUGAUUCAAAAUGUGACAAUGUCAGUGCAUGUAUCUAGUAAUGAAUAAGUGGUAUAAAUAAUUUAUAAUUAUUAGUUAUUAGUUAUUAUUGGUUUUUAGUUAUUAAUUAUUAAUUAUCAGUUAGCUUCAUGUUGAGCAUAUGUUAACCUGUAAGUAAUAAUUAAUUAAUUUCACUUUAAAUCAUUCACCUUUUCCUAUAGAUAUAAUUGUAUGUUUAUAUUUUAGAUUGUAUUGAAAUGUUAUGAACCAUUGAAGAAAGCGAAUAUUCUCCCUUGUCUAAUGAAAUUAUAAGUAUAACUUGUUGGUCUAAAUUGGCUCUCCACAGAGGCAACAUAUAAUUGUGGAUAUGUAAUGGCUAAUAGUUAUACCGAACUUUUUCACACCAUCUGCCGCUAUUAAUUUUAUCAGAUUUGUA